Exophiala mesophila is the source of this 2495-nucleotide messenger RNA. RefSeq lists its product as hypothetical. Lineage: Eukaryota; Fungi; Ascomycota; Eurotiomycetes; Chaetothyriales; Herpotrichiellaceae. The transcript has 2 exons. The record is from RefSeq and is a predicted model, not a curated record. The coding region runs from base 957 to 2105 and encodes 382 amino acids.
GGCUUUUCGACAGGUGGCAUCAAUUCAACGUGUCAAUCUGCUACACUCGGCCCAACAGCCAAGAACCUCUUCACCGAUUGGCAGUAUUGUUGAUAGACGUCUUUCAGUUCACCGUCAGGCUUCCGUCAAAUCUGCCAGGUGACAGAGCAGUCACUCAGUUAUGGACUAUCAAAACCUACGAGGCUUACGUGGUCGGGUGACACAGUGGACCGGAAAGAUUGUCGACCAACUGUUAGACAGCAAAGACUCGCCCGGUCCGGGCCCGACGCCCCCACCACCCCCUAAUCCUCCAUACAACACUCACCCUCAGUAUGGUGUCAACCAGCAACACCAACACCAACAACCAUACCAAUACCAUCCCAACCCUCAAUAUUCACCGAACCCUCAGUUUGGAUGGUCUCCUCCUCAGUAUGGCUCCAAUUAUCAUCAGUUUCCCCAGCCUCCGAUCAAUGGCAACGGACAGAAUUACUCUCUGGGUGGCCCUCCUUCACCUAAUCCCCCACCUGAAGAUGCUCUCGGCCUAAGAUUCAAUAUGUUCAAUGUAAGUCAAUAUUCAACUAUUCUGUCAUAUUAUUGUCUUCAUUCACUAUUCACAAGUACCCCUACUAUCAUGUUUGCGAAUCAUUGGAAUUCGCCAGAUUCAAGUGCAGUCAUCAAUUAGUUUGCAUUCUUUUCCAUCCACCCCUGAAGACACUUCACUUCACGGAUAGACUAUUCUGGCACCUGAAUGACACUGUCAAUCAGAGAACUGAUGGCGCGGCAAGACAUGGCCAGAACCAUGAUUGUCCUCCCAAACCAGUCACUCUCUCGGAAGAUGCAGAUGUCAGUCAUAUCAGCAAGGGGGGUUUCUCUCAACAUGACAUUGAUAUUGAGAACGCACGCAUGAAACCUCACAUUCCACAAUUAUCAAUAUCAAUGUCAACAACCGUGUCCCUACCACCACCCCUCAUAUCCACAUGAUUUCUCGCAUCUUUUCCGUUGCAUAUAUUGUCACGUUCCUCCUGACGAUAUAUGCACAGGCCGCGCCAACUGAAACAGGAACAGAAGUGAAUGGAACAUGGGAAAACCAACCCCCUUCACGCCGCUCGCCGGGACCAGCAAAAUUCCCUCCUAAAGUCAACAUCUCCAAAGUCGACUUCCUAGGCGACGUGCACAGUUCAACGACAUAUGUGAUCCGAGACUUGGGCUUCCAGGGCCGCAUCGGAAAACACGUCCUCCUCAGCUACGGCGACACACUAUGGAGCGACGCCAAUUACUCGGAUAAAUGGCGAGGUAUGGUGAGCGACUCGGUCGCACUGGCGACACACGAUCCCUUGGUAGUAAUCGACCCAAUCCUCAACGCCAACGGGUAUCCUCCACAAUUCUGCCCCGUCAUGUCCGAAUACAACGAGACGAAUUCCGAUUACGCGCUGGGCAUCACCAAUAUUGUCGAAACGGGGCGUAAUCAAGGAAUGUUGUUCUUCCUCCUCAACCAUCGACCGGGUGGGAAGAGUCGCAUCGUCGGCGCGGGAGUCGCCACCAUCCAACUCGACACCACGGUUUAUCCUCCACGACCUCAUCUCCGUCGUCUACCUCCGCAGACAUGGUGGGAUGCAGCGGUGGAACCGUGGUGGGGAGAUGUCUGUGCGCUUCGCUAUGGGAAAUAUAUCUACGCGUAUGGCCAUGGCGCCGACAAGGACGUCAAUCCUUGGGUCUAUGUCGCUCGAGUCCGGUACUGGGAAGCCCUUGACAUCAAUCGCUAUGAAUAUUGGAAUGGCCAGUAUUGGCAGAGAGAAAGGUUGCAGACUAAGGACAUUGGAAAGAAAGAAAGUGUCUUUUGGCAGAUCAAUCAAGGUACUGUCGUCUGGUCGAAUUAUUUCCAGUGCUUGAUCUUUGUCUAUUCAGACAACUGGUGGAAUUCACGAGUCCUGAUGAAAAUGUCCAAAUAUCCCGAGGGACCAUGGUCAGAGCCCAUUACCUUGUAUCAAGCAACUCCAGCCCAGAAAGGUGGUUCCACCUACGCCGCCUCUCCACAUCCCUAUUUCGACGAGUCGGGCCGAACAUUGGUCUGUACUUUUACGAAUUAUCCCAACAUCGUGCAGGCGAUACGGGUCCAUUUUGAGUAAAGAUUCCGGUGGCUUAUGAGGGUUAUGAUGUUGGUAAUGAGGGAUUGGGCUCCGAUUGGUACAGAUUGGAGGGUUUGGGCACAUUGGCCAUUGUCCGUUGACAUACUUACAACACACAUCCGUCAACAAGUCAAUGUGUGUGGGUGGUGUGUACAUGCCGUGGCGAUGGUUAUUUCUUUCGAUUCGAUUGGUGUACGAUAUCGACAUCGACAUCGACAUCGUACAAACAAAGCGUUAUAGACUUUGGGAUUUUUUUCAUACAUGGACGGUAGAAUUUAUGUUGCCGACUGAAUUACAGGACUAAACCAGUUCUCGGGGGCAUAUGGUAUGGACACGACAUCCAGUCGCUUGAGUUGGCACUUGACAGGCGAUGAUGAUCUUCUGAUCUUC